Messenger RNA from Colletes gigas, 1859 nucleotides. Its product is annotated as vesicle transport protein GOT1B. The record is from RefSeq and is a predicted model, not a curated record. Lineage: Eukaryota; Metazoa; Arthropoda; Insecta; Hymenoptera; Colletidae. Gene Ontology annotation, cellular component: membrane; endoplasmic reticulum. Gene Ontology annotation, biological process: retrograde transport, endosome to Golgi; endoplasmic reticulum to Golgi vesicle-mediated transport. The coding region runs from base 309 to 731 and encodes 140 amino acids. The transcript is spliced from 5 exons.
GCAUGAAGUCUCGCGCGUGCAUGCGUAUAUACGAUGAGAUUUACUCCACUAAUGGAUGUUCAAUAUAUUUAAAUUUUACAAUAUUAAAAUAUCGCUAAAAUGUUUACUACAAUCACUAGAAAUUUUUGAAUCUAUGAUUUUUGCAAGGUGACGAAAAAUUGUGCUUAGUUGAAUUGCGUCGCAUCAUAGUCAAUGACGUGGUAAAUAUAAGUUAGGUUAUGAGCGCCGUAAGGAUUGUUACUGAAAUCUUACCGGGAAGUUAUCAGUGAAGUAGUUUAAUAACUCGUCGUUGGAAUUAAUUAUAAAUAAUGUUUGAAAUCACAGACACGCAGAAAAUUGGAGUGGGACUUGCUGGAUUUGGGAUAUCUUUCCUCUUCCUUGGAGUUUUGCUGCUUUUUGAUAAGGGUUUGCUCGCUAUUGGAAACAUUCUAUUUAUAUCUGGAUUAGCGUGCGUUAUAGGACCAAGAAGAACCCUCAACUUCUUUUUCCAAAGACAUAAGAUAAAAGCCAGCAUUUCAUUUUUAGGUGGAGUUAUAGUGGUUCUUAUGGGAUGGCCUAUUGUAGGCAUAAUUAUAGAAACAUAUGGUUUUGUGUUAUUAUUUAGUGGUUUUUUGCCAGUAGCAAUCAAUUUUUUACGAAGGGUACCUCUUUUGGGUACCAUUCUAAACAUGCCAGGUCUGAGUCGAAUUCUAGACAUGAUCGCAGGAGAUUCCAACAGGACAACCGUAUGAUGUGUUCCUUAACAUUAUCGCUCAAACAAUGAAGAAAAAGGAACAGUUCCAGACUAUUCCGGCGAAUGUGAACGGUGACGAAUAAUUCUACCCAUCGACGGUCGAUUUAUAUAACAUCUGACUCAAAGACGAGCAAAAUACUUAUCUAGACACAAAAUUUCGAAUAAUUAACAAAAGAUAAACAAUUCUUGCUCCUUUAAUCGUUGCUACUUGCACAAAAUUCUGUCAGACUUGAGACUGACCGAAUACGACAUACGGAAGGACCUUUUAUUUCUACGAAACAGUCGUGGAUCCAGAGGAUUAAUUAUUUGUAUAAAAUAAUGUGAACUUUAUAUACUAUCGGAUAAAAAUAUUAAUAAAUAAAUUUUAAUGUACUUUUAUGAUUUAUACGAAUUAAAAUAGGUUUGGUUGUGAAAGGAAUACCACAUGUAUGAAAUUUUAUAUCACUUUAUUGAUUCUGCUGUUUUCUUUGCAUGCAUCCUAACAUGAACAGAUCAGAUGCAUACACUCGGAGUAACGCUUCUCAUUAUCUUACACGUAGCUGUCAGUAGUGCGAAAUUAAAUUACUGUUCACAGAACCUCGAUGAACUUCACUGAUAUCAUGAUCGUUUAUUAAAUAUCUACAACGGGCCGAGAAUAAGGGCGGGGGCGGCCCAAGUCUACGCGCCCCGCCAUCGCCGUAAUGUUAUUUCGUCGCACGUCCUUCUCUCGUUCAAUUGUAUGUAUACGCUUGUAUUUUUUAGAUAAUUAUUUUCACUACAUAGCGUCUCAACCAUCGUCUACAUAGUCACAUGUAUCAAACAUUUCAUAUACCCAUCAUGUUGUUAAUUUCAUACUCAUAAAUUUUUAGAUACAUAUAAAUAUAUCUUAUUCAACCCUCUUUUCCUAUGAAGACGGAAUAUGAAAAUAACACAUGUGAGCCACUGCAGCAAAAUACUGAAUCCGGCAAUAAAUUAAACGAAUUCUCUUCUACAGUCAAGAUACAUAUUCUGCCGAGUUUUGUGUAUUUCACGAGUUACUGCCGAAAUACCUCAGUUUGAGCUGUUUCUGAAUUUUUCGACAGUAUGUGUACUGUUUCAGUCUAGAAAUCACUCGGUUUGAGAACUGCUUUCAAAUCAGAUGGUGAGG